AUGCUGGCCUGCCGGAUGAGCAGGCCGCUGCCUUCGAGCCUCGCCCGCUUCCUCGCGGCAGGCGCCGGACCCCCGCCGGCCACGCGCCGAGCCUCGGCGGGGGAGCCGAACCGGGGCGACGCCGCGCACGCCGACCCGCAGUACUCGGCGGGGGCCGCCAGGGGUCGCCGCGGAGCCGCCUUCGAGCUGACGGCGGCGGAGGAGCCGGCCUUCUGCCACCUGCAACUCCUGCAGGCGGCCACCAGGGGGCGCUGCGCGGACGAGAGGCGGCUGCAGUGCCCGGCGGCAGCCGGCAGGGGCGGGCAGGAGCCUUGCGGCCACGUGGCCGGCAAGAGGGCGAGCUGGCUGCCCCGCCUGGCCUGCCCCGAAGGGGAGACCCCCCGGGACCCCCCGGCCAGGGACCCCCCGGCUCAGCCCCCCAGCAGGCUGCGCCUCUGGCCCAACCCCCAGCAUGCUGGGAGGCGCCACCGGAGCCACCAUGGCCGGAGCCACCGGAUCAGGAUCCCCACCUUCGCGGCCACGGCCACAGCGGCCGCCGGGGUGGCCUUCUGCUACAACAAGAGCCACGUGUCCAAAGAGGAGGCGCUGCUGGAAGCUGCGAGAAUGAACAAUAUCACUGAACUGGACAGGAGAGCCAAGCGGGCCUGGCCGGCAGCCACUGAGCACAAACUCAAACAUGCCCUUUGGGCUCCGGCUUUGAGUGGAGGCGACCCGGAGUCGCUCACCCAGAACUCACGGGAGAAGAGGCUGAAUAGAAGCCCCAUAUGUCUGAGGUUGUUGCAGGAAGGAGCCAGUGUGAACGCGCGGCACAAGCUUGGCUGGACGGCGCUGAUGGUGGCAGCCAUAAACCGUAACGGCAGUGCGGUGAACCUUCUGCUUACGACUGGAGCUGACCCAAACCUGGGAGAUGAGUUCAGCAGCGUCUACGAAACCGCCAAAGAAAAGGGGCUGCAUUCCCUGGAAGUUCUGGUCACCCGGGAGGACGACUUCAACAACCGGCUGAACAACCGGGCCAGCUUCAGGGGCUGCACGGCUCUGCAUUACGCUGUGCUGGCCGACGACUACCCUUCUGUCAAGAUGCUUCUCGACGGAGGUGCCAACCCCCUGCAGAGAAAUGAAAUGGGGCACACGGCCGUGGAUUACGCCCGAGAAGGAGAGGUGAUGAAGCUCCUGAAAGCUUCUCAAACAAAGUUCCAAGAAGAGCAGCGCAAGAGAGAAAUAGAAGAACGGCGGCGGUUUCCCCUGGAGCAGAGGCUGCGAGAACAUAUCAUUGGCCAGGAGAACGCCAUAGCAACUGUUGGAGCAGCCAUCCGGAGAAAGGAAAAUGGCUGGUACGACGAAGAGCACCCGCUGGUUUUCCUCUUCUUGGGAUCAUCCGGAAUAGGUAAAACUGAGCUGGCCAAGCAGACAGCCAAGUACCUCCACAAAGACGUCAAGAAGGGGUUCAUUCGACUUGACAUGUCUGAGUUUCAGGAAAGACACGAGGUCGCCAAGUUUAUUGGCUCCCCGCCAGGCUAUGUGGGCCACGAGGAAGGUGGGCAGCUCACGAAGAAGCUCAAGCAGUGCCCGAAUGCUGUGGUCCUCUUUGACGAGGUGGACAAGGCCCACCCGGACGUCCUCACCAUCAUGCUGCAGCUCUUUGACGAAGGCCGGCUGACGGACGGGAAAGGAAAGACCAUCGACUGCAAGGACGCCAUCUUCAUCAUGACCUCCAACGUGGCCAGCGAUGAGAUUGCCCAGCAUGCCUUGCAGCUGAGGCAGGAGACCAUGGAGCUGAGCCAGAAGAGGAUUGCUGAAAAUCUGGAUGACGUCCAGAUGACUGACAAGAUCACAAUCUCCAAGCAGUUCAAGGAGAAUGUGAUUCGCCCCAUCCUGAAGGCUCACUUCCGUCGGGAUGAGUUCCUGGGCAGGAUCAACGAAAUUGUCUACUUCCUCCCCUUCUGCCACUCGGAGCUCAUUCAGCUGGUCCACAAGGAGCUCAGCUUCUGGGCCAAGCGGGCCAAGGCCAGGCAUAACAUCACUCUGCUGUGGGACAGGGAAGUCAUGGAUGUCUUGGCGGAUGGUUACAACUUGCACUACGGCGCCCGCUCCAUCAAGCACGAGGUUGAGCGCCGAGUCGUGAACCAGCUCGCUGCUGCCUACGAGCAGGAGCUCCUGCCGCGCGGCUGCACCUUGCGGAUUAUCGUGGAUGACUCGGACAAGCGGCUCCUGAAAGGGAAGGAGAGCUCCUCGGGCCAGGAGGAGUGCCAGAGGAAAGGGCCGACCUUGCGGCUGGAGAUCGUGGAGAAGGACAGCAAGGGCCGGAAGCUGGACAUUCAGGCCCCCCUGACCCCGGACGAGUUGUCCUUUUCCUUGUAG
This is a messenger RNA of Euleptes europaea (tarantolino), 2358 nucleotides long. RefSeq names its product ClpB family mitochondrial disaggregase (gene CLPB). Gene Ontology annotation, molecular function: ATP hydrolysis activity; protein binding; ATP binding. Gene Ontology annotation, biological process: cellular response to heat. The coding region runs from base 1 to 2358 and encodes 785 amino acids. The transcript has 17 exons. NCBI's taxonomy places the organism in Eukaryota, Metazoa, Chordata, Lepidosauria, Squamata, Sphaerodactylidae. Gene Ontology annotation, cellular component: cytoplasm; mitochondrion. The record is from RefSeq and is a predicted model, not a curated record.